Molecule: messenger RNA, 1681 nt
Organism: Petromyzon marinus (sea lamprey)
Lineage: Eukaryota; Metazoa; Chordata; Hyperoartia; Petromyzontiformes; Petromyzontidae
Source: RefSeq, a predicted model, not a curated record
UCAGAGGUUUUUUUUUGUGGACUAGCAUCAAGCCCUCCAUGGAAGUUCUUUGAGGGUAUCUUGGAUCCUCCAUCUGCUGAUUCUCAAAAGGAAAUAAUCGAGUGGCUCAAUCACAGCAUGGAGACUCAGAAUGUUGACAGACACAGGCUCAUCAGUCUCCUGCACUGCUUGCACGAGCUGCAUGACCGCAAGUCCCUGAGUGAUGCCACUCGGUCCAUGACUGAGAUAGACCUGUCACUCACAAGGCUGUCCCUGCCAGACUGCUCUGCCAUCUCCUGGAUCCUGCUGCAGCGAGAAGAACCUGUGGAGACACUCAACCUGUUCGGCUGUGGCAUCGGCACCGAGGAAAUGAAGAGGCUUCAGCCUGGACUGCACAGAUGUAAAGAGCUACUGUUGAGUCACAACGAGAUCGGAGACAGCGGCCUCCGACUUUUAGCGGACGGGAUGUUGGGAAGAGAAGGGAGUUUGGAGACGUUAGCUCUGUAUCAGUGUUCACUGACGGACAAGUCGGGUUCCUCUCUCAGUGUCAUCCUCAAGGCCAACACAGGAUUGAAGAUUCUCGAGCUGAGUGGCAACAAGAUCAGAGACAGCGGUCUCCGACUUUUGGCGGACGGGAUGUUGGGGAGAGAAGGGAGUUUGGAGACGUUAGAGUGAGUAGUGUCCUGAUGCACCCACACUUAUAUAUAAGUACACCUAAACAAAUAUAUACACACAUAUAGACACAAAACACAAAGAUACUCAGUACAGCAUAAUAAUGUUUUAUUUUAACGUCUAUUAUAACUUGCUGUUUUUAUGCACUCGUCAAUUAAGUUAUUAACCACACUUAUUAUAGCACUUUUAACCACUAUUAAAUAACAAUACAAUUACAAUUGUCACAUUACCUACUCUAACCAAUGAUAUUGUUUCAAAUUAUGUUAAUAUUAUGUUAAUACAAUAUUAUGUUAAGACAGGAGAUCAUCGAUUAUCUGGCAGCCGGUUUUUAAAAAAACACCAGAUAAUCACAUUAAAAAUGGAUUUUUGCAUAUUCUUGAAUAAGAUUAUAUUUUUAGGUGUUCUGUAUAUAUUUAGUGUCAUUAAAUAGUUUGCGAUGUAAAAAUCGCUUCAAUAAAUAUACAAAGACAAAAUGAAUAUCCUGCUGUAAAAAGUGACUAUUUACUGUACCGCACUCACCACUCCAAUAUCGAAGACUCUGCAUGGGGUGAUGUGCAUACUACACUCUUGUUAAACAACUUGUGUUUGACAACAACUUGUGUUUGACAAUAACUUUUGUUUGUCAAUCGUUGGACUGAUUCAGCCUUCAUACCGGUGCUCUGGUGAAUGCCGAAUUGCACUCAAUUUUCGCCAGAUCGCACUUUAUAUUUUCUGUUUCUAUGAUUGUAGUUGUUAGUCAUGAAACAUUUAUAUAUGUGCAUUAUUUUAAUUAUUUAAGUUGUUGUAUGUAGUGUUUAAUGUACGGUAUAUAUUAUUUGACACGGAAAUAAAGCAUAGCUACUUGUUUUGUCACGCACAUGGUGCCGAUCGCCGGACUGGUACAGCCUUUGGAGCGGUUUUACCGGUUUCACCGGAUGUUGGAAGCCAGAUCGGCAUGCUCUGGAUAUAAUCAAUGAUCAUCUGUAUUUAACGGCAUAGAUUACAAUUAAGAAUUUUAUAUAAUGAAUCGCUGCAAUCUUGACAUAAUUGC